AUGUCGGAAGCGAUUUCGGUGAGGGUUGGACUUUUGGCGAAUGAGCGUUGCAUCAUUGUCCGCAUCCUUAUCGAUAAAACCUGCUCGGAUUCCGUCUCCUUCCCUCCCUCCACCCGCACUGCCGUCACUCCACUCACACAAACCAUCUAUGAAUUCGCAAACCUACAGAUGACCGCCGGCCUAAUGCGGUGCAUUCCGCCUUCAAGGCUUGCGCGCGUACACAGGCUUCCUUCUCGAGCGCCACCCGCCGCCAUCCCGACUACCUUCCGUCACAGCAUCCGCGGUUUCGCAAAAGUACAAAGGCUCGAAGGUACAGAGACAGAAGAAUGGUUCAGCGCAUCAACGCCUAGCCCGCUGCCACCGGAGCACAAGGGUGAGGGCGGCAAGCCUCCAGAUGAACGGACUCUGAAGCUUGGGAAGACAAUACGAACCCUUCACGAGCGCCUACCAACCCUCCUAGCAUCUCCGCUACCGCAGGAGAUACUAUCGCCGCACAUCACACUCCAUCUGUUUCCCUCCACGCACCCUCAUUUGCCCACCGUCAGCGGCCGAAUUGCAUACACGGCAGCACUAUGGACGGCGCCGGUGGCUUGGGGACGAGUUCCAGUGGUCGGGAAUGUCAGGCUUGAGAUAUUGUCAGAACGCAUGAUGCGCAACGGCUGCGAUAGCUCGUCUGGCAAGGCGCACGAAAAGCUGAUUGUCAAGUGGAAGACAUGUGGCAAGACAAAAGGUAAAGGCGUCGGCGCCUUCUACCGUGGAAUCUCUGGUAGUGAGCAGGUUGACAAGAUUACAGAAUUUCUGGGCGGUGAUGCAAAGGAUGAUGAAGAGUUCGUCGGGCUGUUCAAGUUCGAGUUUGAUGAGGAGGGCCGCAUUCUCACGCACACGAUAGAGCACGCCGAAGAGGGCGGUAACUGGGACAAGAUGACGCGCGUCAUAAGCGUCACGGAUUGGUUGCUGGGCAAGGCAUGGGGAGCGAAGCAGCCUGCGGGUCUGGCAUUGGGGUUUUGCAAGAACGAGGACUCAUACAAAAGGCCGCCCCACCACCGGCACGUACAAUACUGA
Diplodia corticola is the source of this 1062-nucleotide messenger RNA. RefSeq names its product tubby protein. The record is from RefSeq and is a predicted model, not a curated record. Bases 1 to 1062 code for a protein of 353 amino acids. Lineage: Eukaryota; Fungi; Ascomycota; Dothideomycetes; Botryosphaeriales; Botryosphaeriaceae. The transcript has 2 exons.